Messenger RNA from Cuscuta epithymum, 2933 nucleotides. The record is from the annotation of a GenBank genome assembly. Lineage: Eukaryota; Viridiplantae; Streptophyta; Magnoliopsida; Solanales; Convolvulaceae.
CGCCUAUUUAUGAUAUAAAAAAAGGUAAUCGCCUAUUAUUUCAAAAAAAAUAAAAAAAAAUAAAAGGGUAAUCGCCGUUCGACAAUCCUUUCAGACGUUCGGAAAGUAAAAUUCCGGCCCCGAUCGGAAUCGCCGUGUAGUUUCAUUAGUUCGUCUUCUCGGCUCGGCGGCUCCUCAUUUUUCAGAUACGGCCAUAAUCAAAUCCAAAGCUAUGUCAUCCUCAGCGAAUUCUCCCUGCGCGGCUUGUAAGAUGCAGCGGCGGAAAUGCACACAAGAUUGCGUUUUUGCGCCAUAUUUCCCGCCGGACCAGCCACAGAAGUUCGCCAAUAUCCACAAGGUCUUUGGCGCCAGUAACGUCUCCAAGAUUCUCAAUGAACUCAAUGCAGCUCAGCGCGAAGACGCCGUUAACUCGCUCGCGUACGAGGCGGAGUAUCGGCUGCGAGAUCCGGUUUACGGUUGCGUCGGACUAGUGUCUGUUCUCCAGCACCGGCUCAAACAGGUGAUGCGAGAUUUGAGCAGUGCCAAGAGGGAAUUGGCAACUUACAUCGGCCCGAAUGCUCUGGCCCCGCUUUUCCCACAACCCGGGUUUGUACCGAAUAAUAACCACAACCAUAAUCAUAAUCCGCCUUCUUCUGGCGCUGGAGUGAUUUUGCCGUAUAACAUGCACCAGCAGAUGAUGAUCCACGAUUCUCAUCCAGAUUCUGACCAGCAUCAUCAGUUAAUGGAACCUCAUCAUCAGUUGAUGAUUGGGGAGCCGACAGACAUGUUCCGGGCUUACGAUCAGCAACAACCGCAGCAGCUCGAGCUCAUGGGGCUUAAUAAUGGAGGAUUCGAAUCCGGUGGGCCGGUCACAGCCACCGGAUAUCAUCAGUCGACUGUUCCUACAGCGGCUAUGUCGCCUUCCUUGGCUUUGGGAGCAUACCCCAAUGCUUGUUAUUCCUUCCAGGAGGACCAAUCUCAUCCGCAUGACCAUCCACAGAUUGUUCAUCAGCUUCAGCCACAACAACUAAUACUUCAACAAGAACCGCAGCAGCUCAUUGAACCGCAGCAGAAUCCAGAGACCCAAAGCGAGGAGGAAGGUCGGAGCGUUGGUCAUCCUUCGUGCUAACGUCUUGUCAAAGAUCCCUUGCCGUCUAUGUGAUUCAUUCAUUCCACCCAUGCGGUUUCCUACCUAGAAUCAGCCGAUGCAGCCACCCCAGCCAGAACUUCAUAAAUUUCAUCAGAAUCAACCGAAUCAGCCGAUUUUCAUGUUACCAAACGGACUCUUAGUCUUUUCACGGCUAGGAUGUAUCACCUUCAGAAAUCAUGCAUAACCUACAUAUGCUUUAAAAGUUUAGCCUUUCUGAGGCUUUGUGGCUAUGCAUUUAUAUCGUGCUUUAUCUUCAGAAAAAAUUAUGGAGUAAUUAAUUAGGGUUUGCAUUUUGUAAAGUGAUGGUAGAAUGACCUAGCAAGGGGACGGGUAUAUUGUGUAAAAUUUGGGGAAGCGUCUUUGAUUUAGAGGAAGAGGGUAAGACCACCUUGCUACUACGCAUUAACCCUUGAUGGAAUCUCUAGGAUGCCCUUUUGGGAGGUGCCCUUUUGAGAGUUUAAUUUUGUCUAUUCUAGUUUUCCACAUGAAAUCACAAAAGGGCGUAGCUAAAGAGAUAGGGGUCACUAGUCACCACCCAUGCAACCUCCUCUCACUAAUAAAUCUUUGUGAUUUGAGGUCAUUCUCCCGAAAAAAUAAACUUUCCGGCAAAUUAUACUGGUAAAGAUGUUGUCGGCAUUGGAUUUUCUGCCAGAAAGUGUGCUUUUUUGGGGGAAAGUCCUUAAAUCGCAAAAGCCGAUUAGUUAGAGGACUAAAUUUACAAGGGACUAAAUUUAUGGGACUAAUAAUUAAUGAAAACAACUAAAAGGUACAGAACUAAACAGAACAGAACAGGCCAUACAAGACUUAAAUAGACUAGAUCAAACCAGAGCAUACUUCAAUAGUUAUAAAAUACACACAAACAAGACAUUUAUUUAGCAGACCGGACCAGACUUAAAUCUAGGUUACGCACUAGUAUCAGACCCAUAUUUAGUACAUUAAAGCAAUAUUGUGUGAAGGAACUAAAGUUGAUAGUAAUUGAUCAUUAUGCCUCAAAUUAGUUACUAUUCCUUUUUGUUCGCCUUAGUGCCCGUUUGAUAGUCACGAUAUUUGGCUUUUCAAGCUUAUAAGCCAACUUUUUUUACCAAACACGUAACUUUUGGUUUUGCGAACUGAAUUGUGUAAUAAUAAAAAAAAGUAAGGUUGACUUUUCUGACUGUAUUGGCUGAAAUUACUGUAGAGGGUCAUUUCAACUAUUUUUUCAUAUAUUUUUUCCUUAUUUUAUUAAAAUAUGUAUUUUAAAUUAUUAUUUUUUCACAAAUUAACAGAAUCAACCAAUACAGCCACAUCAACCAGAACUUCAUAAAUUUCAGCAGAAUCAGCCAAUACAGCCGAUUUGGCUAUUACCAAAUGAGGUCUUAAUAUAUAUCUUCAAUCUGUUGGAAGAAAAAGCUAAUUUGGGUAAGUUGCUGGUAAGGUACAUUAAUUAACACGUUGGAGCCUAAAUUGAGCUGUUACACACUAGUUUUAAUCUCUCUUUGUUAAAUGUAGAACUAGAGACAUGUGAUAAAUAAGCGUCAAGGAAGUUUGUGCAUUUGAAGAAAAUCAUAAAGCUUGGGGAGUUACGACAUCAAUGCUGGAGCUGGAUGGAUUAAUCUUGAAGACAGUGAAACAUUCAUGUUUACAUUUCACAUCUAUUUAAUCCGUUUCACAUAUUGUGUUUACCAUUUAUAUUUCCCUUCUCUUCCUUUUUAUUAUUGUUUUAAGUUUUAAGUGAUUAUAAUAGCUUUAAUUUGUAUUUGAAGUAUGUGCUUUUACAGAAUGUUUUUAAUUAGACUGAAGUUUCUAAUUUGGUUUUGUCUAUUUA